CCUCAGGAUUCCAGCGUGCUGGUCCCUUGUUUGUAUCCACCUUCAAGACUCAACGAUAUAACGGCUUUGUUUCUUCCGUUUCAUUUACCACGACUGCACCAAUAUGUCGGCAUUUUUCUACCAGCAACAGCAGCAUGCUCACCACGGUGCCACUGCACACAUGCAGCCUUCGAAUAACCACCACGGCGGACGCUCUCGGCGAGGACCCAAAAUGGCCGCCCAAAACGCCCAGCGCCAGUUUCGGGGUGUAAAAAGCAUGAGAGAGCUCGCUGAGGCUCCUGCGGUGACUGCCUUCCGCGCGAGGUUCGAGGCUGGACGGUCUUUCGACUUGGACGACGACCUGGAGUUCUGCCCCAGUCUCCUGACCGAGGACGAUCUUCACUCAAUCCAUUCCGCUGGCUCAGAUCGGUCGUCUCUUUCCAGUGGCUCUCCCGAUUCGUCCCCUCUCCAACAUCAAAUUCAGCCUGUUCAGCAGGUGACACCGUCCAUCUCUUUAUCUCCCGCAUCCAGCAACUCAUACGUCCAUUCCGGUGUUACCGGUAAUCUUAAUCACGUGAACUUCCAGCAACCAUCUGCAGUCCGCACCCGCAAGGUCAUCCCUAUCGUGAACCCUCAUACUGGCAUGACCUUGACCAGCCCGCCUACGUCCAUCUCCCCGGCCUCGAUGCAGAAUGCCCAGCGUCGCUGGUGAGGACCGCUAUCUUACCAGUCGCCAUGUCACUAGCCAAGGGCCUGCGCCCAUGACAUGUCUUCCACUUCGUCCGGCUUCUGCAUCAUCGGGAUUCCCUAACCGCGGGUCUUAAUUUUCGUUGCUUUGUUUAUUAUUUGACAUGGCCAUCGCAUCUCUUUACGACUAAACCGAUAU
This is a messenger RNA of Aspergillus caelatus, 865 nucleotides long. Its product is annotated as DUF4452 domain-containing protein. The coding region runs from base 104 to 691 and encodes 195 amino acids. The record is from RefSeq and is a predicted model, not a curated record. Lineage: Eukaryota; Fungi; Ascomycota; Eurotiomycetes; Eurotiales; Aspergillaceae. The transcript is spliced from 2 exons.